Aspergillus ruber CBS 135680 is the source of this 2232-nucleotide messenger RNA. RefSeq names its product DUF2457 domain-containing protein. The coding region runs from base 1 to 2232 and encodes 743 amino acids. The transcript has a single exon. The record is from RefSeq and is a predicted model, not a curated record. NCBI's taxonomy places the organism in Eukaryota, Fungi, Ascomycota, Eurotiomycetes, Eurotiales, Aspergillaceae.
AUGGCACACUUCCGCGGUGGUGACAGGCCUUUUUCCUCAAUACACAAAAUUGUCAAGAUGCUUCUCUCACCACACUCGUCCAACAAGCCAGCAAGCCAAGAUACAACAGAUAUGGCUGAGGACGUCGACGAACCUCCCGAUCAUCGCUUCCUGCCUUCCUCGCCAAUGCACGCCCACGAUGACGAUACCCUCGUCUACGUCAAGUCACCUCCCGUCCCAGAGUCGCUCCUCACCCGUGCUUUGAAGAACAGCCCGGAACUCUCGCCCACAGAACCUCAACCUUCCUACGGUCACCGCGUCUCCUUCCGUUCCUACCCGCAGAGCAAUGUCAGUGGCGUUUCGACAGCCGAAUUGACCAGUGAUGGCGGCAUGACGACCAGCCCAUCGCUUUCCAACACUCCCAGCCCUCCCGCUCCUUCGCACUUGACCGGCAGACGAUCUUCAACGACAACGAAUAAAAACGCUGCUGCUGAUCCCAGUGAAUGUACCGUUGAGGCUAAUCUCGGGCGCAAGAGGUGCAUUAGCUUUGCAUGUGGUCGCAAGACCGAGGGGCAGCAGAAGCCUCAACAGCCACAAUCCCCUACACCGCCAAAGCCGAUCACAGAGAAUAAGGAAUCUGAGCCUAUACCCACCGAGCCAAUGAAGCGGAAGACGACCCUUACCUUUGCGUGUCCCUCGAAAAGUCCCGAGCCCGCACGUGAACGCUCGCCAGUUCGCAAGACAGCGUUCCGGUCGAGGCCCCGAUGCUCGCCUGCCCCUACCGCCCGUAGGGCCUCUCAGCCAGAGAAGGAGCCACCAGCACCGAUUACCAUUCCCCAGGCAGAAUCCCCUCAGGAGUCGACGCCGACCGACCGGAGAGGAGUUCCCACCCGGGGUCUGGGCAAGUUUGAAGAGUCAGAGGCGACCCGUUUCCACGAGUUUGCUAGCUCUGUCGAGGAAGAUGACGAAUGGGUUGCCAAGGCUGGUGAAUAUACCAAUAAGAUCACCUUGAGCGAUUGUAUGAAAAAGGAGAUCGCGAUUAGGAAACUGGGUGAAGAGGCGGAGCAAGAGGCCCUGGAAGACGAAGAUUUUGACGACGAGGAGGACGAUGACGACGAUUCUGCAGACGAAGACGAAGAUGAUGCGGAUACGGAUGAUGGAAACGAGACUGACAACGAGGCUGGUUUUGCGGAUUCAGACGACAGUGACGCUGGCUCGGACUAUGAGUUCUGGGCCACGACCACUACUACAGCUGCGACCAGCCCACAAACCAUCGACAUCCCUCGUCAACCUUUGGAUCGUAGAGUGUCGAACGCCUCGUACGACUCGCCAUUUGAUAACGAAAAACGAAACUGGCCGCCGGCUCUGACAGGGAAGCCUGGUCGACGAUCUUCCAAGACACCUAGGAUGCGACCUGGCACCCCGAACCUCCCCGAUAGCACAGACUUUGUGUGUGGUACAUUGGACGAGGAUCGUCCCUUGGAGGCUGCAUACAAGUCCUGCAUGGAGCAGCGUCGUCUGUCCAAGCAAGUCGUCAUCCCCCAGGAUAUUGACCCGAGCUUCCCCACCUCUGAUCCUGAAGAUGAAGAUGAGGAUGAGGAAGAUGAGGUGGAAGAAUCGGUAGUGGACGAAGCCCCUCGGGGCCGUUCCAGCGCCACGCAGAGCCAGAAAACGUCACCUCGUCUCUCUCCCUCCAAGCGUAUGGUUUCACCACCUCCGAAGCGUAUGGUAUCGCCGCCCCCUCGUCAGGGUCGCUCCUCGCCUAAACGUCUUCGCUCCCCGCCUCCUCCAACCAUGAAACAAUUAAAGCUGCCGUCCCCCAUUGACCGGAGACCCUCAGAAGAGGCCCCGAUUAUGCACCCGCAGGGCGUCAACAUCAGCGAAUUGGUUCAACGGCCAUCCGUGACGCGGACCAAGUCGCUUCCUCGAACACCGAACCCUUUCUUCGCCAGCUUAGAGGAAUGGCGUCCCCGGUGGACGGGCAUUGAUGAUUCUUCGGAUGAAUCGUCUCGCACGCGUGAAGUGCACACUCGUGGGCCCAUCGAUAUUGUCGAGGGUCUCGAGAAGAAGCGUCAGAAACGAAAGGAAAAGUUCUGGCGUCAACACUGCCGCAGAGCUGCCAAAGAGCAAAUGGUGCGGCGACCGAUUCCCGGAAAAGGCGCUGAACGGAUGAAGGAGCUUGGCCUCGAAGUUGCUGAGAGGUGCAGAGCUUAUGGCGUUGGAGAAGACGCCCAGCUCGUCCUAUCUGUUUAA